AUGACAACGACAGUGCCAUUGAUUUAUUCAUUCCCGGAAUUCUUGGGAGUUGCUGAUGCAGUUGCAGAUCACAUUAUUACUGCUCAAAAUCAAACUCUUUACAAUACUACAGAUCUUCAACAAAUUGAAUUAAUCAAACAAGGUAAAGCAAACACUCCAAUACAUAGCCCAAGGCAUAGUCAAAGUGGAAUAGAUUUAACUCCUUCCAUCAAAGCUGCUCUUAAUUCUCCACUACCAAGAAACGGAUCAUCACCAGCCAUCAAUAAUGGAGUCACUAGUACUACUAGUUCCAGUAGUAAAUCUAAAAAGGAAAAGAAAAUCCAAAAGAAACAGGAACAAAGAUUUAAAAUUGCUAUUUCCGGGGGGUCAUUAAUUAAAAUUUUACAUCAAGGUUUACUUCCAAGACAAGAUUCAAUUGAAUGGGAGAAAUGGGACAUUUAUUUUGCUGACGAAAGAUUGGUACCGUUUGAUAGCCCGGAUUCAAAUUAUGGUCAAGCCAAAAGAGAAAUCUUUGAUUUAAUUGAAGGUGAUAAAAAACCAAAGAUUUUCCAUAUAAAUGAAUCUUUGAUUGAUGAUCCUCAAGAAGCUGCUGAUGAUUAUGAGAAACAAUUGAUUAGUAAUUUUGCCAAAAAGGACUCGGUUAAAUUGCCAUUGUUUGACUUAUUAUUAUUGGGUUGUGCUCCAGAUGGUCAUAUUGCUUCAUUAUUUCCAAAUCAUGGUGAACAAUUGCGAGAAAAAUUGGCAUGGGUUUUACCAGUCACCAAUGCUCCUCUGGGUCCAGAAAACAGAAUCACCUUGUCUAUUCCUAUAAUUCUUCAUUCCAGUAGAGUCAGUUUUGUUGUUGAAGGUUUAACUAAGGCUCCGAUUAUCAAGAUUAUCAUGGAAAGACCAGAAAAGGGUUUACCAAGUUCAAUUGUUAAUGAAGGUGCUGCUGGUAAAGUUACAUGGUUUGUUGACGAUGAUGCAUUAAAUGAUCUUUAUGAGAAAAAGGUGAAGAAGUAUGUAUUCACUUACAAGUAG
Molecule: messenger RNA, 1020 nt
Organism: Candida tropicalis MYA-3404
Lineage: Eukaryota; Fungi; Ascomycota; Pichiomycetes; Serinales; Debaryomycetaceae
Exons: 1
Coding region: 1-1020 (339 amino acids)
Biological process (GO): carbohydrate metabolic process; pentose-phosphate shunt
Molecular function (GO): 6-phosphogluconolactonase activity
Source: RefSeq, a predicted model, not a curated record